Molecule: messenger RNA, 3131 nt
Organism: Callorhinchus milii (elephant shark)
Lineage: Eukaryota; Metazoa; Chordata; Chondrichthyes; Chimaeriformes; Callorhinchidae
Product: NEDD4-binding protein 2-like 2
Exons: 6
Coding region: 82-1617 (511 amino acids)
Source: RefSeq, a predicted model, not a curated record
CCUAACAGAUCAAAUGGGGGUCCAUCGCGGACUACGUCUCCCAGAAGGCUGUGCGGGCGGAGGUGACGUCGGACCGGAUCGAUGUCUGAUGUUGUGGAAGUGAACACCAGUCCACUGGAAGCAAGUAAUGGAGAAACAAUUGAACCAUCUUCCAAGAAGCUAAAAACUGAGUCUGCUACUGAGAUAUUUCAGAAAGAAAUAAUUGAACAGGAAUCUGAGCAGCAAAAUGAAAAGGAUAUUCCUUCGCAGUGCAGCACUGAAAACUCAGAGGAAGAAGGUAAUGAAAAAAAUUCCUCAACAACAUCUAGCGAGCAGAAAGAUGAAAACGAUAAACAUUGUAAUCGGAGUGAACCCAUCACAGUACCUGAAAAGAAACCUGAGUUUGAAAAUGAAUUGAGUCUCUUUUAUGAAGAAUUGGAAAAAAUUGAAAAUGAAACUAUUGAUGAAAGUGUUCAUGGUUCAAUGAUUUGCGAACAAAGUUCUAAAAAUGGUGCAAUGGACCAUGAGAGAGAAAAUAACACUGGUAGGAAAAGUGAACGUAGGCUGCCUAAGAAACCUAAGACGACUAUUAAAGGUGCUCUACGGGACGGUAUUGAACGGUACCUGGAUAAUGGAGCAAAUGAAUAUCAGAAUUGGAGCAAUUCAGAAAUUGCCUCUAAUGUACAUUCACAAUCUGUCCAUUGGAAUAAUACCAGACCCCUCUCGAGGGCUCAUCAGAGCCAGGCACAAGCAUUCAUAGUACCUCGGGGACCACCUUUACCAAGAUUCAAUAUGCAAUUAAAUUAUCAACGAAGCAAUGUCCCACCAGUGCGAAUGUUGCCUUACUCUAAUGAUGGAAGGCUUUUAAAUAACGGACAUAGCAGCAGUGAUUGGAACAGUGCAUUGUUUGCAUCAGACAAUCGGAUUCGUAUUAUGUCACAACUUCCUUUUGGUGACUAUGGUCCACAGCUUGGACACACUUUACACGACUAUGGUCCUGAGCACAGGACAAAGUUCCAGUCAAGAUUGUAUCAACAAUACCAGCAACCAGAGCAACUUUUAAGACUGCGUAAUAUGUGGUAUAACUACAAGGUCCUCAUAUUUAUGCGUGGCCUACCAGGCUCUGGAAAAACCACACUAUCACAGGAUAUAUUAGCCCAGAAUCCUAGUGGUGUGGUGUUAACCACAGAUGAUUAUUUCCUUCGGGAUGGAAGUUACUGGUUUAACUCCAGUUUGCUUGGCGAAGCUCAUGAAUGGAAUCAGGAAAGAGCUAAACAAAUUAUGGAUGAAGGUGUGACACCUGUAAUUAUAGAUAAUACAAAUAUCCAAGCGUGGGAAAUGAAGCCAUAUGUGGAAAUGGCUGCAGACCGAGGUUACCGGGUGGAUUUUCAGGAGCCAGAUACAUGGUGGAAAUUUGAUGUUUCAGAGCUGGAAAAGAGGAAUAAACAUCGAGUUCCACGUGAGAAGAUUAUUCAAAUGAUGGAACGUUUUGAACAUCCCAUAUCUUCAGAGAUUGUGUUGAACUCCGUGGAACCUCUGCACACAAACAAAAUUUUUCCAAAGCCCCCUCCAAACCACAGUCAGAGGUGGGGAGGACCUAUUGACUCUAGUCCAUCUAUUGGUAUGAGUUACAGAUAGCAUGAGACUGGUUCACAAACUAGUUACAUCAAUGACACCAUCAUAUGCAAAAUAAUUAUCUUUUCCACCCAGCACUUGGUAUGGGUGAGCAAUGUUUUAAUGAUUUGUACCAAUUACUUUUUAUAUAUUCCUUGAACAUGCUGAUUUAAUUAAUAGAGGUAGUAGGACAUUUUUAACGUUUCUCCCUACUCCCCAAAGCUUUGAAUUUAUUUUUCUAUAGGUAAAUGAUGCACCAUGGGGAAGAUUCAGAAAACAGUUUACAGAUCCAUAUAUCUGAGGAAUAACAUUUAACUGAUUUAGAUCAUCUUCAGAGUAUAAAUUGUUUCCAGUUUUUUACAGAAUUUUUACUGUGCUGUCAAGUAAUAGUUUUGAUGAUGUCUGUGUAUGAAAGAGUAAAUCAUAAUGGAGGGCAGGGUAAACUACACGUAAAGCUUGGCUUCAACGUUUUUUUAUUCAGUUGAUAUAUUUUUUUAAAAAGUUAUUGACGAUAUUUUGAACUGAAGAUAAUCAUGUGUUCAUAUGAAGAAUUUGUUUCAACAAUGUUACAGAAGAUAUGAAUGAUACUUGCUCAGCAAUUGAACACAACUCUUGCUGAUGAGAUCUGGAGCUGGAUUUUAUAGUUAUAUGAAUCCUUGCUAGUAACCCACUUUUCCCAUUUGGUGCAACAUAUGAUUGGAGGAUUGAUCUUAGUAGCUGAUGAAUACUUGAGGUUGAAUCAUAUUUUUCCUAUUAAUAUUUAUGAUUUUUUAAAAAACAUAUAUAAUAGCCAGCCUGCAGUUUGCUUCCUUGUGUCUACAGUAUCCAUGUUCUUAUCCAAGUGCAAAGGUGAAGAUAACUGAAUGGGCUGUCAUUGUAACAAUUGAAGUGCUUUCUUCAACUGGCACCGUUGUAUAUGUUGCUGCAGAGCUAAUUUCUUGGCAAACCAUUGAUUUACUUCAUCGCACACUAAAACAUUGUGGAGAAAAAACAUAUUUUCGGUCAUUCUCUGUAGGUGCAUGCCUCCAGCUUGCCUGGUGGAGAAAUUUAUAGAGGUUGAAGCAAUAGAGAUGCAAGGAGUAGUGUUGUAUUAAAACAGCAAUAUUGGCCUGACCAUAAGCGUGCAAUAUGUUCACAGUUCUUAAUUGCUCAAGAGGAGGAUUUUCUUAAUAUUAGUUUCAAACAAUAAGGUAUUCUGGUUAACAUAUGAAAUGCCUAGUUCUGAGGAUCUUGUGACUAAAGAUUUUUAAAAUCGGGUCCAUGUAGCAUACUUAAUAUUUAUGAAAAAAUUCAAGUGAUGAAAACUAACUCAAUCUUUCUGAAGAAAUAUUUGGAAGAAUUUGUAAAUCUUUUGAAUCUGCCUUUCAGGUAUGCAAACAAAACAAAGCAGUAAAUUUUCUUCAAACUACUAUUGAUCUUGCCACACAGCCAAUAUUUUAUCAAAUAGUACGUCAGGGCCUUCACAAAGCCUAUAUUUAAGUAGUUAUUCAUUUGAGAGUGAAGACCAAUCUAAUCGUACAUUUAAUUAUUAUAAUAAU